AUGACGUCACCGGAAGUGACGGAGGGCCAGAGGAAGCGGCUUGCGGAAGUGAAGGCUGCGUGCUCCCCUGAUGCUUUAUACAUAAAGUUUGAUUGGUUAUUUCUCUUUCUUCGGUCUCUCUCAGUGUCCCCUGUGUUUGUGGUGCUGGUCUGUCUGGCGUUCUGCAGCAGGCUGGGCAGAAUGAAAGCAGCAUCCAUCUGCUCCAGUGACCAGGCUGGAUGCCACUUCCUGUCCCUGGCCAACCUCUUUGAUCGGGUCAUUCAGCACUCAGCGAGGAUGCACGGCAUAUCCAAUGACCUUCACUCUGAGUUCGAGCUGUACUUCCUUCCCAGUAAGAACCAGAUUGGUCGGCUCAGUCGCAACUGCCAUACGUCUACCAUCCUGACUCCAAAUGGCAAAGAGUAUGCUCAGAGAAUAGCGAGAGAGGAGCUGACGGAGGUGAUUCUGAAGCUCCUGGUUGCGUGGCGAGAUCCUCUGUGGCAUUUUCACCAGAACAUGGCUCAACAACUUACAUUCAGUCACUUCAGCUCAAACAAGACUCUGGAAAUGAGCGACAUGGUGCACGAGCUGCAGAAAGGCGUGCAGAAAGUGGCUGAGAAGAUGCAGACGCUGGGAAUAAUAAGCAAUUCCCUUGGCAACCUGGGUUCCCCUAAGGCUCUGUUGGCAUCUGACGGCGCUGAAUGGCGACUCAUGAAUGACUACGACCUCCUCUACUGCUUUCGCCGCGACUCGAACAAGAUCCAGAACUACCUGAAGAUCCUGAAAUGUCGGACAGUUCCAGAACAUGGAUGCUAAAGGGAAAACAACAGUAGAAGUUGUGUUGGACUCUCAGUUACAUCAGCUAUGAAAUGCUCUAUUUAGAAACAACACAUAUACUGAUUCACUUUCCAUGUGCAGAAUGAAUUUGCUACACUUAUAAUCUGUUCAGUUCUGUCAUGAAUGAAGACCU
Fundulus heteroclitus (mummichog) is the source of this 949-nucleotide messenger RNA. It is a transcript of the gene prl2, whose product is annotated as prolactin 2. The record is from RefSeq and is a predicted model, not a curated record. Gene Ontology annotation, cellular component: extracellular region. NCBI's taxonomy places the organism in Eukaryota, Metazoa, Chordata, Actinopteri, Cyprinodontiformes, Fundulidae. The coding region runs from base 1 to 795 and encodes 264 amino acids. Gene Ontology annotation, molecular function: hormone activity. The transcript is spliced from 5 exons. Gene Ontology annotation, biological process: positive regulation of receptor signaling pathway via JAK-STAT; response to nutrient levels.